AUGGCACUUUCACCAGUGUAUUACGCAAAGAACCUCUUCGCGUCGUCGUAUGGAAAGGAUCGUCCGGAGUUCUUUGUCUGGCAUCCUAAAGGCACUCCCUCGAGUGAAAAGAAACUCUUGCACAAGAUCGACUUCUUCAUUCUCACAUAUGGCUGUCUGGCGUACUUCACCAAAUGGCUCGACCAAGCCAACCUCAGCAAUGCCUACGUGAGCGGUAUGAGGGAGGACUUGAACAUGUUAGGCACAGAGUACAAUCUUGCCGUGACGUGCUUUCAAGUCGGCCAAAUCCUCGGCCCCAUCCCAGCGAAUCUCUUGCUCACGUGGAUCCCACCGCGAAUGUUGCUUCCAGGUCUCGAGCUCGCAUGGGCAGUCCUGACCAUCGGCACGACGUUUGUCACCAGCACGCAUCAACUGUAUCCAAUCCGCUUUCUUAUCGGAUUCUUGGAGGGGAGCUGCUUCGUCGGCGUCCAGUAUGUACUGGGAUCUUGGUACAAGAAAACCGAGAUCGGCAAGCGCACAGCCAUCUUUGCCUGUGCGGCGUACGUCGGGACCAUGAUAUCCGGAUACAUGCAGUCUGCCAUGAUUGCGGGGAUGAACGGAAGAAACGGACUGGAAGCCUGGCGCUGGGUCUUUGUGUUUGACGGCAUCAUCACUGCAAUUGUUGCCGUAUAUGGAUUCUUCUUCUUUCCAGACACGCCAUACAAGACCAAAGCUUUCUAUCUCUCCGCCGAAGAGAAAGAGAGGUGCGUGCAGCGACUCGUCGAGGACGGGCGGCAGGAAGAAACCAAGUUCAGCUUGGAUUUGUUCAAGCGGACCGUCAACUCGUGGCAGUUGUACGUGCUUACAAUACUGUGGUGCUUCUGGAACACCACGGUGGGGAAGGUGGCCAACACUGUAGCCCAGCUGUUCUUGAAAAACGACCCACAUCACAAGUGGACUCUGUACGAGGUAAACAACAUCCCCACCUCAACCAACGGCUUCAACAUCAUCAUGGUUCUCCUCCUAAACGUCUACAUCGACAGCACCGGUUACCGUAUGAAAGCCGUCGCCCUGAACCUCGUCAUCCUCCUCUUCGGCACCAUUUGCCUUGUCAUCUGGGAGAUCCCGCUGGGCCUGAAGAUUGUCUCCUACAUGUUCGCCGGCCUCGACGGCCCGCUCUCCCCCAUCUUCUACGCGUGGGCAAACAUCCUUACCACCGGCGAUGCGCAGGUCCGCGCGUUGACGCUGGCGGUUAUGAAUAGUUGCGGUGCGGCGUUGACGACGGUGAUACAACAGUUUCUGUACCCGGUUACGGAUGCGCCGGAGUUUGGAAGGGGUUUCAAAGCGAGCCUAGGAUUUUUGAUUGGUAUGUGCGUGUGGGUUGUUGUGGUUAGGAUGUUCGAGAUGCGGGCGCUGGCUAGGAAACAGACUGAACUCGAGGGGGUUGCGCGCGAAGAGGGGAGCGAGCAGGAUGUAACGGCGGUAAGAUUGGAUGCUAGUAGCAAGGCGUAG
Messenger RNA from Paraphaeosphaeria sporulosa, 1491 nucleotides. Its product is annotated as MFS general substrate transporter. Gene Ontology annotation, molecular function: transmembrane transporter activity. The transcript has 6 exons. NCBI's taxonomy places the organism in Eukaryota, Fungi, Ascomycota, Dothideomycetes, Pleosporales, Didymosphaeriaceae. The coding region runs from base 1 to 1491 and encodes 496 amino acids. Gene Ontology annotation, biological process: transmembrane transport. The record is from RefSeq and is a predicted model, not a curated record. Gene Ontology annotation, cellular component: membrane.